Armigeres subalbatus is the source of this 3328-nucleotide messenger RNA. It is a transcript of the gene EMC1, whose product is annotated as ER membrane protein complex subunit 1. NCBI's taxonomy places the organism in Eukaryota, Metazoa, Arthropoda, Insecta, Diptera, Culicidae. Gene Ontology annotation, molecular function: protein binding. Gene Ontology annotation, biological process: protein folding in endoplasmic reticulum. The record is from RefSeq and is a predicted model, not a curated record. Gene Ontology annotation, cellular component: EMC complex. The coding region runs from base 101 to 2878 and encodes 925 amino acids. The transcript is spliced from 7 exons.
UCAUUUGACGGACAUCGUCAGAGGAAAAAAUCGGAAAAAAAUUCACGCGAUCGUGAUUAGUGUCCGGCAAAAUCGCGUGAAAAUUCACAAUUUUCACAUAAUGGGUCAAUCAAAAGGUCCCUCAAUUUAUAACUUUAAGUUUUGGCUUCUAGUGCUGGCCACAAUUUUGCACUCAACCAGUGGAUUGUUCGAGGAUCAAAUCGGAAAGUUUGAUUGGCGGCAGCACUAUGUUGGGAAGCUCAAAUUCGGAGGAUUCGACUCCAGCUCGCUGGAUCGGAUUAUUGUGGCGACGGAGAGCAAUGCACUAGCGGCAAUCAGUGCCAAGAGUGGAGAAAUCCUCUGGAGACAGCUGCUGGAAAAAAGUCCCCGAGGGGACAUAAAAUUGCUUCACAUUCCAGGCCAAGCUAAUCAGGGAGUCCAAUCUGGAGAUGGGCGAAGUAAUCGCGCCUUCGAUGUGGUCACAGUGACGGGAGUGAACCCGGCACUGGUGCGCGGUUGGAAUCCGAACACCGGAAGCCUGGAGUGGGAAUGGUCAUUGUUGCCCAACUCACCGGAAAAGGCUGAAAGUGCUGUUUGGUUUGCGGAGCAGAGCAGUUUGUAUCAAGUGGUUCCCGUGUGGGGAUCCCACAUCGAAUUAACCGAAUAUUUUGUUUCAACCGGUCAGCAAUCUAAGCCGAGUACCAGCAGAAUUUCCGCCGCCUGGAUCAAGGAAGAUAGAUGUACUCUUGCGGACAAGUUCUUUGCCUGUGCCAUUGAUCAGCAGAUUUUAGUAGUCGAUCUGUUGGCGGAAAACCCUCAAAUCAUUUCCAAGCAGUUGGAAACGGCAGCUUCGGGUUCACCCAAAGCGGUUGUGGGAGAGGCCGCCGUUGUACAAGACGGACGCAUGUACUCGCUAACGUCGGAUUUGAAGGUAGCUCUUGGCGCCGAGGGAUCCGUUCUGGUCGAUGAGGCCAUUUUGGAAGGUGAGCGAGUGCUUUUGUCUGGUACCGUCGAUAGGGUUCGGAAUGAGUUCAGAGUGACGGCAAAGAAACUGGUGGAUAACAGCCCCUUCGAAGCCAUCGAGUUUGUUGCGGAAUAUCCGGAGACGCUGGGCUCACCGGAAUUGGUUGCCGUGCGAUGUAAAACUACCGGCGGAAGCGGGCCACGCGGUAGUCAGCUGGCUUGCCGGGUGCUGGUUUCGAGCGAGGAUGGAGCCAUCACCCUUCUCCAGCAGGGUAAGUUGAAGUGGACGCGCGAGGAAGCAUUGGCCGAUGUGGAGACGGCCGACUUUUUGGACUUGACGCUGUCCGAUGCGGAGGGAGCUAUCGAAGAGGAGCUGAACAAUAAAAACGAGGAUAACGAUGUAGAAUGGGAUGUAUUCGGAGCCUUGCAACGCCGCAUUACGAGCCAAAUCAGUCACGUCAAGAACCUGGUACUGCAUGUGCUCGGUCUGGGUCCCGCACCAUCCAAAGCGCAGAAGGCCGGUUUGGUGCGAGACGACUUUGGUCUACACAAAAUGCUGGUGGUCGUAACCAGCAGCGGCAAAGUGUUCGGAAUCGAUAACAUAAGCGGAAAGCAACAUUGGACCCGCUACCUGCCGGAAAUGACCGGAUUUGCCAACGGACAGAGUAUGAAGCUGCUGGUGCAGAGGACGUCUCGUUUCUACCCUCUGAGCGCACAGUGUCUUAUCCUGGGUAGACAUCGCACCACCAAAAACGGACUUCUCUAUCAAUUCAACCCGAUUACCGGACAACCCGUUAAUGGCGGUACCAUCCAGUUGCCGUACCAGAUUCGGCAGGCCUCCUUACUGCAUGAAACUGGGCCGGAUUUCCUGCGAGGCAUUUUGCUUCUGGACGACAACAACCAAGCGCACGUUCUGCCAGAAAGUUUGGCAAAGUAUGCCAACAACUUCUACAUGUUCAGUGCCGAUCGGGAAACGGCCACCAUCCAGGGCAGCCAUGUUGAGUUCCGAAACGGGAAACUUAACACCGUUCCAACCUGGACGGUGAACCUGAGCGGCGCCGGAAGGACCCAGCAGAUCAUUGCCAUCGAAGGUAAAAAUCCGAUCGAACAUGUUCACUCGCAGGGCCGAGUGUUGGCUGAUCGAUCGGUUCUGUACAAGUACAUCAAUCCGAACUUGAUUGCCGUGGCCACCCACGGGCCGGAUAAUAUUCACAAAUAUAUUCUAAACGUGCAUCUCCUGGAUGUCGUGUCCGGCUCAAUCGUAUUUUCCAUGUCACACAAGAGAAUCCGGCCGCCGUUGCAGAUGGUCCAUUCGGAGAAUUGGCUUGUCUAUUCGUACUACAACGAUAAAGUGCGACGAACUGAAGUCACUUCGGUUGAGCUCUACGAGGGUAAAACACAAACCAAUAGCACCGUAUGGAGCUCCCUUGACGCUCCAACAAUGCCACUGGUUGAACGUCAAUCGUACGUUUUGCCGGUGGCGGUGGCCACCAUGCAGGAAACACUCACCGAAAAGGGAAUAACCAACAAACACAUUCUUUUCGGACUCACAUCCGGUGCCGUGGUGGAAAUGUCCUGGGCCUUGUUGGAUCCACGACGCCCGGUAACUUCGCCGGAGAAAGCCCGCGAGGAAGGCAUCAUCCCUUACAUGCCCGAGCUACCGAUGCCGCACGAAAUCAUCAUCAACUACAAUCAGACGAUCGCGAACAUCAAGGGCAUCGUCACGGCCCCGUCCGGUCUGGAGAGCACCUGUCUGGUAUUUGUGCACGGCUUGGACAUCUUCGUCACCCGUGUGGCACCCUCGAAAACGUUCGAUCUACUCAAGGAGGACUUUGAUUACUUCCUGAUCUCGGUGGUGUUGAUCCUGCUGACCACCACAUCCUACGUGGUGAAAGUCUUUGCCUCCAAGAAAGCCAUCAAGCAAGCGUGGAAGUAGGUGCGGCCCGUAAGUAGGCUGCAAGUAGACUGUCUGCUUCGACAGUGACGAAUUCUUGCAUUUCUAAACGUUCUAACUAUUACAACACCUAUUGAGGUAGAAGCAUUUUUUUUUUCUGUUUGCGUUGUACUGGACUAUUUAAGUUUUUGGUUGUUGAGAGCACUCGCGAUUGGAUGAGUAGGGAAUAAUGUGUUUCAGUAACUCAAGAAAGAUGUGUAGAAUAAUCUCUCGUCCCACCCUUAUCGUAUAUUACGAAUCCAUCUACUAUUAGUUUGCGAUUUUAUCCAUUUCAUGAUCUUUUAUCUGAAUUCCAUGCGUACAAAGCCAAGAGCAACGAUUUGUACCCAAACAAAUUCAGAUGGCGCCACUGAUAGUUCACUGGAAGGUUCAAUUCAGAGACGGCUGUAAAUUUGUAAUUUGACCAAAAAUAUACAUUCGGGUAAAAUAGAA